AAAUAGACCCAAUUUUGAUUUUUUGUUUAAAAAAGGUGGAAAUUUUUUCAAAAAGUUUUAUUGAAAAAAAUGCUAUUAUAAUAUAUGAAAAAACUUAUUUUUUAAUGACAUUAGUUAAAUACAAUUAGAACACAAAUUUCUAGUGCAUUGCUUGCAUAUUGGUAAAUGACAUGUUUCACAAGUAGUAUUGGUUUUUCUGUCAUUUUUAGACGGACAGAUUGCACAUCUCUUUUUUUUAGAAGCUAAUCCUCUUUGUUGAGGUUCUGGACGUGUAAGAUUUGCAUUACCCAGUAAGCUCUCCAUUAUAACUUUUAAACUGCGAGGCAGUGUUUUACUUAACCUAUUUUGGAUGUGUGGCACGCAUAAAUCACGGCCUAAUUUUUUGAUGAACUCGGAUCUUGACAUACUUUUCUGAGCGAACUGAAAAACAACUCUACUAUUGACUCCUAUGUUCAGAAUGGCAUGAAAAAUAGUCAUCGACCAACGUCUUGUUCUACGGGAAGUGGAAGAAUUCGCACAUUUCUGAUCUAAAGAGUCUACUCCUCCUUUAGUUCUGUUGUAGAAUAAGAUUACUUCUGGUUUUUCAAUUUAAAUCAUCGUACUGUCAAUAAAAUAUCUCCAUCUCUCUAGAGAAGUAAAUGGUGGAUUCUGACGAACAUUUCCUUUCAAGGAAGGUAAAACUCGAAGUAAGUUUGGUGCUAAGGUUUUUCCUCUUUUUGGAGCUUCUUUUGACCAUUUCGUUUUAUCUUUCUUUCCAUACCAAUAAUUUCUCUGUUGAUCAGUUCUUUCUCCUUCAAUUUCAAGUAAUUCAACACAGUCGUCUUUCUGAUUCGAUACAAGUUCGUUAUCACUAGGCAUCCAGUCAUCCUCACUAUCUGUAUUGUAUUCACUUAACAGUUCCACAUCUUCUUCUUCCUUGUUACUUUCGUCAUCAUAUCCUAAAAGUUCUGUACAUGCCUGCAAUCUAUCUGUUGUCAGUGACUCUUCGCUGGAUUGAUAUUCAACCUGUGACUCAGCGUGGUUUUCUGAUUCCAUGUCUUCCCAGAAAUCAUCACUUUCCACUAUUUCUAACAGUUCUUGAUCAGAAAGUGGAACGUUUCUUUUGUGACUCAUUUUCUUGAAGUAAAAAAACUUGAUUAUACGAAAAUAACCGCGAAACAACCACAAAAAGAAUAUAAUAAUAGACUACACUUUUCAAAAUAAAAUAACGUUUUUGCUACCGUCGGGUCAAUCUGACCCAAUGCCGGCGAUCUAUUGUACUUCAGGUAGCUUAUUUUAUACUGCAACACUCAAACAUGCGUCCUCAUAGACAGUCAGGAGAAUACUAAAGAGCGCAUGAAUCAGUUACGAUGAGAAAUGCUUAGUUGCUAUGUUUUGAUAACUACACAGGGUCAGAAUGACCCAAUGGUAGUACUUAAGGGUUAAAUAAGAGGUGUUGACUCAGUAUUUACGCAAACGGCGUAGCUACUGCCAUCAUACAACUAUGUUUCAAACGUUUUUAUACGUAGAAAAAUGACAAACUAUUACAUAUAUAAAAUUUCUAGAAUUAGAAAAGUAACUGUAGCUCAAUUUACAAACAUUAUAAGUUUAUAGAGAAAAAAUUAAAUAAUAAAAGAGCAAUUUAGUAUCUUUUACAAUUAACUAAUAUAAAAUAGUGAUUUAAUUUAUUUUUAUACUAAAUUUCUUAACAUUAAAAUGAAAGUGUUCAUUAUAAAAUAAUUUUAUUUUAUAUAUUAUUCGUAUGAGAUUUUUAUACUAAGGUAAAAAGAAACAUCACAAUAUCAUUUAAGUUCAAAAUUAAACCGUGGAGUCAUUUUAGUAGCAUUAAUCGAUUAUCAAUUUAUUUGAAAUAUGGCCUAAUGAACUUAUGGAUCAAGUCCAAAAGCUGUAAAAAAGAAUCAUCAAAUGUCACUGUCAUUAAUCACAUUGUUUAUAUUUUGAUUUUUGUAUGUUAAAGUUUUUAUUAUUUGGUUCUUGUUGUAAGUAAAACAAUGUAAAGAUUCGAACAUGUUGGAAGGGUGGUAUAGUCGAUCUAUUGCCGAUGAGGCCGCAGCAGCCGAGGAGGAAGAGAGAGUUUUGGAAGAAUCAAAAUUUAAAAAAGAAUAUAAAUACCUAAAAAGAAAGUUCCAGAAUUUAAUUUUUGAAAAUGAAUCGUUUCAACAAGCGCUUAGGUUAGCUCAAAAACGUCUCCUUCUUGUGACAAGAGAUAGAACCUUCUUAUUAGACAGACUGCUUAUGCAUGAAAAAGUUGAGCAUAGCACCUCAGAAUCUGACGAUACUGAAUCAUCAGAUGAUGGAGAAAUUGCAAAACCAGAACCUUUAAAAAAAAGAAGAGAUGUUAGUUCUCACAGCUCUCAUACAAAUAUACAUCAUGCAAAUUCCGGUAAAGUGUUAUCAAUAGCAAAAAAGAAAAAGCCACCUGUACCUCGACCACCAAAACAACAAAUACCUCAGACAAUGCAGUUACAGAUGCCUCCAAGCAGUAGUGCCUUAUCUGAUGGUCACAUGACUCCAGAAGAAGUAGAACGUCAUCUUCAGGCACAAAGUUUUAUGGAAUUUCUACCAGAAAGGGCACCACCUACUGUUCCAACAGAAAUGUUUAGCAAUGAACCCUCAUUGGAUAGCGAGUCCAAUGAUGUUGGAGAGCUAGAAACUUCACCGAGCAAUAUUGGCGAAGAAAUUAGUAUUGAUAUGAUUGUAGAGUGAUAAUAAAAUGAGUAUUGGAAUUUGUAAUUGAGUUAUUUGUAUUAACAAUAAAUCUUUUCGAAACAGAA
Messenger RNA from Diorhabda sublineata, 2774 nucleotides. Its product is annotated as INO80 complex subunit E. Bases 2008 to 2706 code for a protein of 232 amino acids. The record is from RefSeq and is a predicted model, not a curated record. The transcript is spliced from 5 exons. Lineage: Eukaryota; Metazoa; Arthropoda; Insecta; Coleoptera; Chrysomelidae. Gene Ontology annotation, biological process: chromatin remodeling. Gene Ontology annotation, cellular component: nucleus; Ino80 complex.